AUGGGAGCCAUAGGGUUGUCAGUGGUGUUGGGCUGUAAGGAUGCCGGCGCUCAAGAGAUUAUAUGCAUUGAUAGGAAUGACCACAAAGGAUUUAGUAAUGUGGGUCAAAGUGUUGAUGAGAUACUGAAAAGUUACGGUGGAGUGGAUUAUGCAUUUGAUUGUAUCGGAAAUAUUGACGUGAUUAACAGUUGUAUUCAAUCGCUUAACACCUGGGGAUUUCUAGUCUUAAUUGGUUUGCCCGAUAGAGGUCAGAGUGUGAGCAUACCGGCUGGUAAAUUACUACAGGGGGCGCACGUGUCGGGCGGCCAUUUUGGUAACGCAAAGCCCCGGGAGCUUAACCAGCGGUUGGUUGACCUGCACUGUAGCGCACGACUACCCAUUGAGCCCAUGAUUACCCAACGUUUGCAUUUAGAUAACAUUAACAAAGCGUUUGACGACUUGAGAGCCGGAAAGACUAUUCGCACAGUCAUUGAGUUUGAAUGAAAUAACUUUUACUAAC
Molecule: messenger RNA, 499 nt
Organism: Oppiella nova
Lineage: Eukaryota; Metazoa; Arthropoda; Arachnida; Sarcoptiformes; Oppiidae
Source: the annotation of a GenBank genome assembly